Molecule: messenger RNA, 3637 nt
Organism: Durio zibethinus
Lineage: Eukaryota; Viridiplantae; Streptophyta; Magnoliopsida; Malvales; Malvaceae
Source: RefSeq, a predicted model, not a curated record
UUGCACAGAAGAAACUUUGAAUUUAACCUCAAAAGAAACAAAGGGAGGAAGAGAAUAUAAGCAAAAUACAAGUCAUUAAUUAAAAAGGAUAAAAGGCCAAGAAUGAGAGAAUUGUCUAAUGUUUUUUAACUCCAAUCGCACAUGGGUUCUUGGGUUUUCCCCUUCUCUCAACAUUUUUGUUUUUCUUUUCAAUCGCAUGCUCUCUUAAUGUAACUCUUUUCAUUUGUCUCUCUCCUCUCAACACUUGGCUGCUUCACAUUUUUUUUCUUAUUAAAGAAAGAUUUUCUCAUUAGCAUUUGAAGGUUAUUGACUCAAUUGUUGAAGAGAGAGAUAUUCUUCAGAUCUACAGUGAAAAGGGUUUUUGAGUUUUGGCUGUUGUUGUCAACCUCUGAAGACUCUGUUCUUUGCAGGAUUGGCUAUGAUUCAAUCUCAAAGUCUCAUGCAGGUUCUGUUCUGAUUAAAAGAUGCUUUAUGGAGAUAACUGGACAUACGUGAAGUAUAUACGGGAGCAGUGAAGGGCAGUUUGGUGAUCUUUUGUUGUUCAUUUAUGUUCUGAACAUUUCAAACAGGUAGUAAUUAAGUAAUUUCCAUGUUUUGAGAGAUGGUGACUGAUAAAAUUGAAGACAUGGACAUCGAAGUCCUUUCUUCAAUGUGGCCUGAAGAUAUUGAACACGAAGCUGGAAAGCAAUUUAAUGUAGAAAAGCCAGGAGGAGACCAAGACACGUUGGAGGAGGUUACAAUUGUAGAGGAGCCAACCAUAGUAGAUUUCAAGCAUCUUUUAGAGCUAACUAAUUAUUCUGAAAAGGGCUCGUCUCAGUUAGCAUACCUUGUAAAACACUGGGAAUUCAAGCAAGCAAAUGCUGUUCGUCUUCUUAGAGAAGAACUUGACAAUCUAAGUAGGCAAAGGCAGGAAUCUGAGCUUAAGAAAUUGGAGAUAUUGGAGGAACAUCGUUUUGAGGAGGAAAGAUAUGGAGAAGAUAAAUGCCCAAUUUCCAUACUGGAUGAAGUGUAUGAUAUAUGGCAAGAAGUUCCUCAAAGGAAAAAUGAUGUUGUGGUUCCAAAUAAAAGAGUUGAAAUUGAUGCUGAAUAUGACACUGUCAGAUACUGGAAACAGCGUGUCAUGCAUUUGGAGAAACUGUUGGAAGCAAGCAUCCAGAGAGAGCAGCUACUUAAGGAAAAGUUGCAGGAAAGCAUAAAAAAUCUGGAAAGACAGUCCUCACCGGUAGAAGAGUUGUCUCAGAUUCUUAAAAGAGCGGAUAAUUUCUUACAUUUUGUACUUCAAAAUGCACCCGUUGUUUUUGGACAUCAGGAUAAAGAGCUGCGUUAUCGCUUUAUUUAUAAUCAUUUUCCAAGUUUACAAGAGGAGGACAUUUUAGGAAAAACGGAUGUGGAAAUUUUUACUGGAUCUGGUGUUAAGGAGUCUCAGGAUUUUAAAAAGGAAGUGAUGGAAAAGGGAUUACCUGCAAAGAGGGAAAUCACAUUUGAGACAGAACUAUUUGGGUCAAAGACAUUUUUGAUAUAUGUGGAACCUGUUUUUAGCAAGGCAGGAGAGACUAUUGGUAUAAAUUAUAUGGGCAUGGAUGUAACAGACCAGGUAAGGAAAAGAGAAAAGAUGGCAAAGCUUCGAGAGGAGAUUGCAGUACGAAAGGCAAAGGAAAAAGAGCUGAACAAAACAAUACAUAUAACAGAGGAGACAAUGCGUGCAAAACAAAUGCUGGCAACCAUGUCUCACGAGAUAAGAUCUCCUCUCUCUAGGGUUGUCAGCAUGGCUGAGAUCCUGGCCACCACGAAACUUGACCCAGAGCAAAGACAAUUGUUAGAUGUCAUGCUAUCUUCGGGAGAUUUGGUUCUUCAACUCAUAAAUGACAUCCUUGAUCUUUCCAAGGUUGAAUCAGGUGUUAUGAAGUUGGAAGCUACAAAGUUCCGACCAAGAGAGGUGGUAAAGCACGUUCUGCAGACAGCUGCAGCAUCAUUGCAAAAGAUUCUUAUCUUGGAAGGACAUGUAGCAGACAAUGUUCCUAUUGAGGUCAUUGGAGAUGUCCUAAGAAUUCGACAAAUUCUCACCAACUUGAUCAGCAAUGCGAUCAAGUUCACACAUGAAGGGAAGGUCGGAGUAAAACUUUAUGUAGUACCAGAGCCGCCUUUUGCAAAAGAAGGAUCUCAGCACGGAUCUGAUGGAUCAACUGCUAAUCAAUCUACUACUAAUGUAGCGAAAGAAGAGACAUGUCCAUCAAUGUCUCAAACUAGCAGUGAUCAGAAGGGAUUUCAUGGUAAGAAACAAGAAGAUUUUUGCCAAAAUCAUUCAUUUAGUGAACCUGGUACUUCAGUCAUGAAUGGAACAAUAAAUGGGACUAAGGAGCAAGCAGAGUUAGCUGAAACAACAGUGUGGAUAUGCUGCGAUGUAUAUGACACUGGAAUUGGAAUACCAGAAAAUGCUUUACCCACUCGUUUUAAGAAGUACAUGCAAGUGAGUGCUGAACAUGCCCGAAAGUAUGGUGGGACAGGACUAGGCCUCGCAAUAUGUAAACAGCUGGUUGAGCUAAUGGGAGGCCGUCUUACUGUGUCUAGCCGAGUGCAUUUUGGUUCUACAUUUACGUUUAUCCUACCUUACAAGUUUUCUCUAUCAUGUGAUCAUUCUGAUGACCCGGAUGACCUCUCAGAUAUGGCUGAUCAUGGUGCUACAUAUGAUGAUGCAACUGCUGGCUUUUUCCAUUUCCAGCCUAACACUUUGGGUUCUCUGUUUUCUUCUAAUGGAUCUCGCAGAACUCAAAAAUUAACACCACAUGAUUUUGGCUACGCAAAUUCACAUAAACUUAAUUGGUUCUCAGAGAAUUUUUAUUCAUUUCCCAUGAAUAACGGUCAAACAAAGGAGAUGGAUUUAGUUGAGGAUGCUUGUUCUGUGGCUGAAGCUGUAGAGAUAUCAUCUAAGCCUGAAAGUUCAUUUAGACACAGCCCAGACCCUGAUAAUGUAAGUGCAAUUUGCAGAGACAAGCAUCAUCAAAAUGUUGCAAAUGGUCAGGACAAAGUUUCUACCACGGAUGUGUCAAGUCGCUCAGAGACAAGCAGAGAAGUGGAUGCAAAAAUGAAGUUAACUGAGCCCCAGCCCUCACCUAAGAGGCAGGAGAAAUCUGACACUGGUUACCAGUCCAAAUUAAACAGCAAUCGAGAAGUAUCAAGUUCUAUCUCAAAGCCUAAGAUCCUACUUGUGGAAGUUAAUAAGAUUAAUGUAAUGGUAACAAAGUCAAUGAUGAAGCAGUUAGGCCACACAAUAGAUGUUGUGAACAAUGGUGUUGAAGCUGUCUGUGCAGUUCACCACCAUAAUUAUGAUCUCAUCCUGAUGGAUGUUUGCAUGCCAGUCAUGGAUGGCCUUCAAGCAACAAGAUUGAUUAGUUCCUUUGAAGAAACUGGUAAUUGGGAUGCAGCAGCAAAGGCUGGGAUGGAGCAACCUUUGCCUUCCUCAGAUUCAUUCCAACCAGGUUGUACACUUUCAACGAAGCGGAUUCCCAUAAUUGCGAUGACUGCGCAUGCAUUGUCACAGAGUGCUGAUGAGUGUUUUGCAAAUGGUAUGGACUCAUUUGUUUCAAAGCCCGUAACUUUCCAAAAACUGAAAGAGUGUUUUGAACAAUAUUUGCCAUGA